AUACUUGUGUGGACUGGGGCGGGCAGGGUAAAGCCAGGGCGAUGCCAGAAGGCGCGGACAAGCAUGACAAAAAAAUUGGUGCAAAUCUACACUUUUUUGCCCAGGGGUGAGGCUGUAUUUGUACAGUCACCCCCCUCCUCCCCCUCCGGGCUGGCGACGCGCUCGGCUGCAGGCAGCGGGCUCGGCUAGGGCCUCUGGGUCUGCCCCACACAGCGGGGGCAGGUCUCUGGCACCCUCCCCAGCCCCACCCGCCGGUCCCCGCUGCCCCCGGCUCCCGGGCGCGCAGCGCUCCCGCACCCUGAGCGCACCCAGCCGGCUCCCGGCCCCUGCACUCACAUCCGGGGCUGGGUUUGCUGCGAACGCGAAACGUAAAAAUUAACCCGGAAAAAACGAGGCGCCGGAGCCACACGCCCCCGGCUGCCGAUGUGAGCGCAGCGCCCGGCUGGCCAUGCCCCGGGGGCGCAGCCCCAGCCCCCGACGCCGCCCGCAGACGCCGCUGGGGUGAUGCUACAAGAAGCCCGGAAUGCCUUAUGUGGAUCGACAGAAUCGUAUCUGUGGGUUUCUAGACAUUGAAGAAAAUGAGACCUGCGGCAAGUUUCUGCGAAGAUAUUUCAUCCUGGACACCCAGGCCAAUUGUCUUCUGUGGUAUAUGGACAAUCCCCAGAAUCUGGCUCUCGGGUCAGGAGCUGUUGGAUCUUUGCCGCUGACCUAUAUAUCCAAGGUCAGCGUCGCCACCCCAAAACAAAAACCAAAAGUCCCAUUCUGCUUUGUUAUCAAUGCUUUAUCUCAGCGGCAUUUCUUACAAGCCAGCGAUCAAAAGGACCUACAGGACUGGGUGGAGGCUCUGAACCGUGCCAGCAAGAUUACGGUGCCAAAGAGUGGUAGUUUGCCCCCAGCCACAGAGAUUACAAAGCCCCCCAUUGCACCCCAAGCCCAGGAGAAGAAACCACAGGUGGCCUACAAAACGGAGAUCAUUGGCGGGGUGGUUGUGCACACACCUAUCUCUGUCAAUCAGAAUGGAGGGGAAGGAGCAGACGGAGGCGACUUGGCCACUCACCCUCUUCUGAGACGCUCCCAGAGCUACAUACCCACCUCUGCCUCCAAGCCGUCCGCAGGACCACCCGUCCUCAAGAGCGGCUACUGUGUGAAGCAGGGGAAUGUGAGGAAGAGCUGGAAACGCCGGUACUUUGCUCUUGAUGACUUUACCAUCAGUUAUUUCAAGUGCGAGCAGGACAAGGAGCCCUUGCGUUCGAUCCUUCUCAAGGACGUCCUCAAGACCCACGAAUGUCUAGUCAAAUCCGGUGACCUUCUCAUGCGGGACAAUCUCUUUGAAAUCAUAACAAGCUCCAGGACAUUCUACAUCCAGGCAGACAGCCCUGAGGAUAUGCACAGCUGGAUCAAAGCAAUCACAGGGGCGAUGCAGGCCCUGAAAAGCCGCCCAAGGGAAAUGUCCUUCGUGAGAUCCAUUUCUUCUAUGAGCAGGCCUGGGGGCUCCAAUCUUUCAAGCUCCUUGAUCCCCUCCUUGCCCCGAAUGAGACACCCAGGGGAGGAGAGGAAAGCACUCUGCAAAACCCCUUCCACCCCGUCCUGGCAGCCUUGGACACCAGUGCCACAGCCAGGAGGGAAGCAGCCCGUGAUCGAGGAGAUGCCCGGGUAUAUGAGAGACUCGGUGUUUGUGCCCUCCUUCACAGAGAGUGACGCUGGAGCCAUGCAGCAGCGGCGUGUACGGCACAGAUCUGAACCCCAGCACAUUAAAGAGAAGCCAUUUGUGUUUAACCUGGAUGACGAGAACAUCCGGACCUCUGAUGUGUAACCAAACCCAGGCUCUUUUCGCCUUCAGGUUUUUUUUAAAUGAUGAACUCUGUUGAUAGCAGUUUAAUGCAAAGGUACCUUGAUUCUACCCCAGACACAUCGCGGUAUCAGCUAACCCGAGCCAGCCUAGCACUCCACUUGUGUAAUAACCAUUGCAAUGUGACGUACUCGGUCUGCUGAAACAGAUCAGAUUUUGGACUGAAAGAGCUGGUCUCCUCAGUACAAGUGUGGAUACGUGUGCUAAGCACAUUGGGCCAGAUUAAUCUCUGGUGAAACUCCAUUUAAUUGCCCGGGAUGAAUUUGUCCUGUUUUUGCCAACUCUCUCCAGUGAUACGAGCUUUAGGUAGAACCACUUCCCUUGAUAGUGUUGCUUUCCCAGAAAAGGAAGUGGAGGUCACAUAUUUCUGACAGUUCCCCUCUCCUCACCCGUCGCCGAAAGCCCACCUUUAACAGCCCGUUAGGUUUCUUUGUGUACAACCACGCUGCCAGAGUGGUGAAGCAGCUGCUGGCGGAAGGCAGCGAGAACUGUCAGGAGCAAAGGCAGCUCUUUGUUUCAUUAGGAGGACAUCCCUGUGACAUUUUGUGCUCACUUUGUGCAGGCAUAAAUGGUGACCGCACGGGGUGUAAAUUGGGAAGCAUCAGCCCCCGGUGCCUAACCUGGCAAAACAGCACUACCGUUAGCAAAUACCGUGGUUCUGAAUUCUUGGGAAUCAUGCAGGAAAUAUAGGACAAGAUACUGUCAAGGGCACAGAGGGCAGUUAGGUGCCCAGUUCUCAUGGACUUUCAGUAGGAGAUGGAUGCUUAACUCUUUCCCAUUUGUGCCUUUGAAAGUCUCCCCCAUACAGGCCAAAAAGGAAUUAGUGGGUCACACUAGGAAAUCUGCUGUGUUUAUAAAAAGAAAGAACACUGCAACUUGAAAACAGUUUUCUAGGAGACCAGCUCUUCACAGUGGCCAACUAACAAUGUAUUAACAAAUCUAUUUUCUUUGUAGUAACUCCUUUCUGUCCGUGGCCUUUACAUGAUGUCAGACUCUGGAGAAAGCUCCUUGUUCAGACCUAUGUAACGCUUCAUGCGUUGAUGAUAACAAACAUGUUUUUUGGUAUAUAUAUAUAUAUAUAUUUUUUUUUUAAAUGUGAGUCAAGGAUAGCACCACUUCUUUGCAGACUAGGUGUAACUGAAUAUCUGUGGCAAAAAUAUUCUCAGGUAUGUAUCCAAUCUUGUAUUGCAUACACUUGGGCACAAAGAUUUAAUUAAAAUGCCUGAAUCUUGAAGUAUUAAUUAAUAUGUAGUGAAAGCAGAAUAUUUACAAUGAAAUUUGGAUGAUUUGGCCAUCCAACCAGCAUGCACUCUCGACCUUUACACAGAAAUAAGCAGAAUUCUUUUUAAGCAAUGCAAACGUGGCAUUAACCCAUAACAAAACAAGCUGAUGCACAAAGGGUAUAAAGCAAUUUACAGCAGAGAGAGUGUUUGAUCUUUUUCACCUAAGAAGUGGGUAAGUAAUCACUCUCAGAUAGACAUCACACAACUCUCUUUCCUGUCUCUUUAUUUCCUGUGGGGGGGGUUAAUAGUGGCUCAGGUUGUUCUGUGAUUUUUUUGAAGACUUUGUAAAGCCUGUACAAGGCAGGUGCACCUCUUACAUCGCUAUUUCCAGGGCAUCAGUGGUUCACAGGCCUUUUGCCAGCCUCUGCGUAGGGGGGAGUUUCCAUUCUUUCCACUUGUGUGUCCAGCUGCUUCCGUACCGAGCCGCCUCUCCUCCCACCCUUACUCAGACAAACCCACCAGUGACUUCCUUGGGAAUUUUGUCUGAGUAAGCACAAAGGAUGAGGUGCUGCUUAUCUAAAAAGCAGCACAUCUAGCUAGAAACCCAUAUCCAACGCUAAAGCAAGUUCAAACCAUCGUAAGUAAUUAAAAGCAUCCCUUGCUUUAUUAUUAAGACAUUGCUGAAUGGGUUGCAAGUUCCAGCUAUUUGUAGCUUCAGUGCUACCUACACUCCAAGAAACUGACCGUUACGAACAGAAGGCAGCUGCUGUAGAUAAUGGCCCCCAGUGAAGCCGUGCUAGCCAUGGACUGUUGCCAUGGACUGCAGACUUGCUCUGAGGAGGGUUAAAUGAGAUGGUUAAAAGCUGGUGGGGACCUAGAACUCUGCCUAUGCUAGCCGCUUCCUGUUAGCAAGCGUGAGAGAUCUUUAAGGGGAAAAAGGGCUAGUGUAAACCCUGCCGAAGACUCCAAAUGGAAUUUCGUGCCCUAAAGCAGACGUGUGCAUGCUCUUGCCAUCUCUAAUAAAUUGAAGUUGAAACCUCUGUCUUAAAUGUUCCAAUCAUACUGCAGCAGCUGUAGGUUUGGGAUCUCUUGGAGUGGUCUUGAGAUAGCAAAGAUUUCUACUUCUUUUUAUUGUCUGACGGUUGUCAUUGGCUGCAUGAAGCAAUGCCAUGUGCCCUACAAACUCUGCUUAAUAUUACUCCACUGGAGAAAAUCCCUUGUUUUGUCCUGGCCUGCACAGGAUUUAGCUGUUUUGAGAACUAUAUGGAAGCUUGGUCCAAACUCAGUUUGGGGCCAAGUGGAGCUUUAUCAUGAUUUGGCCCAUGAGUAUGGAUGAAGCCAAAUCAUGUUAUAACUAAACUGAAAUAUAUGUUCUUGCUUCCAUUUCUACCUGUACCAAAGAGUUUUUUUGUAACCCACACUGGCCAGCCAAAAUCCAUUUCAGCCCUGGCUAAAACCACAUUUAAACCAUACUUGAGCACAGCUGUUAAAUAAGACUGAAAACCCUUGUGUAGAACAACAGUAUCUGUCAUCUCAGGUUUCCAUAGGGCACCCAUCGCUGUGGUGUUUAGGCUCUGAUCAAUGUUAUACUGAGAGCCAGGAUUGGAAGUGAGGGCUCAAAGAUUAACUUGGAACCUUUGCCACAGUUUGCAGACCUAUUUCCCUGACUCUUAUCAUAAGAAUGGCCAUACUGGGUCAGACCCAAGGUCCAUCUAGCCCAGUGUCCUGUCUUCUGACAGUGGCCAAUGCCAGGUACCCCAGAGGGAAUGAACAGAACAGGUAAUCUUCAAGUGAUCCAUCCCCUAUCACCCAUUCCCAGCUUCUGGCAAAUAGAGGCGAGGGACACCAUCCCUGCCCAUCCUGGCUAAUAGCCAUUGAUGGACCUAUCCUCCAUGAAUUUAUCUAGUUCUUUUUUGAACCCUGUUAUAGUCUGGGUCUUCACAACAUCCUUUGGCAAGGAGUUCCACAGGUUGAUUGUGAGCUGUGUGAAGAAGUACUUCCUUUUGUUUGUUUUAAACCUACUCCCUAUUAAGUUCAUUUGGUGACCCCAGUCCUUGUGUCAUGAGGAGUAAAUAACACUUCCUUAUUUACUUUCUCCGCACCAGUCAUGAUUGUAUAGACAUCAGUCACAUCCCCCCUUUGCCCUGACAGUUCAGAAUCAGGUGUGUGCAUAAUGUGUGCUACUGUGAUGGGAACAGUAAUACUAACAAAAGUGACCACUAGAAUCAUAGGCUACAAUUUUUAUGACCGGAGCAGGGGAGGGGAAUCAGAAAAACAAUGGACGUCAGACACAUAUUCCUUGCUCCGUCCACCAUAUUCUUCAGAGUUGUAAUGAACAUUUAAAAGACAAAUGAGGGCUUGCCUGAUAAGAAGGGAGGAUAGCUUGAAAAUCCGUACGUACUGACUCACCACAGAAUGAAAUUAAAGUAGCGCUUACAUGCAUUGCUUAAGCCCCAUAUUUUCAGAUUCUAGUCGUGUUGAGGAUGCCCUGCUUUUGGAGAGAGAGGCCAGUUUUAGAAUUUUUAAAGUAAUAUCUGGUGAAUGCAGAUAGGUCAACAUGACUGUAAUGCAGCCUGAAUGUAGUUGUACCUUUUGUCUUUGUGGACACAGUUGGCCAGAGCAUGUUUUAAUAAUGUUACAUGCUUGGGGUGACAGAUUUCAGGAAUCCAUGCCUAAUUCUUUUACUUUUUUAUAUUUCCGUUCUAGUCAAAACAACUAAAUGUAUACUUUUAUAUUUCCUGUCAACCUAUUUAAAAUACUGAAUGGAGUCCCCCACUUCAUGUCAGUCAGUUCAAACAGUAGUUCUAUGGGAGACCGUGGGAAAUGUUGAAACAAUGAAUAUGAAUUGGAAUCAAUGUAAAUGGUACAGCAAAAGUUAUAUUAUUGAAUUGUAGGAGUCUACAUUUAGAUUGGGUUUUUUUCCCCUUUGGCUUUAUUUGCACUAGAUUUUCUCUUUUAUAUUCUUGUGGGUUUUGUUUUGUUUUUUCAGCUGACCUCCUGUUUAGCUAAUAAAACAUCCGGUUUUGACUAUAUGUAACCAUUUGACGUGAUUGUGAAUAUAAAGCCUUGAGUGGCAUCACUCAGACUUACUGCCGUGAGGGAGCCCUGUGUCUGAGAACAUUAAUUACAGGGCGAACCAUAGUUAAGGUUGUGCAAAGCUCUGAAGAUGUAAACUGCCAUAAAGAUGCUAAGUAUUUCUAAUGAAUUAUUAUUGAAAGGGGUCCAAGGGCCUGGAAUGGCAAAGUCUGAGUUUAUUGCACAGGUAUGAUUGAUUAUCCAAGGAAGAAGCUACCAGUGGCUUUAGUACUAUUGCUACGUCCCCUUUUCUCUGUCUUCUCCCCCACCCAUAACUUCAAAACGGCAUUGAGACUGGUUCCAAGGCCACAGGAUAGUGGCAGACAAAAAUGUGUCUUGGAAACUAAUUCCUGUUCACUGUGCUAAAACAGUGCCACCAUCAUUCAUGUUAUUCACCCCAGCUCUGGUAUCCUUCCCUUGUAUGCAGUGAAUUCCCACAAAAUGCAAUGGACGACAUGGUAGAGGCCAAACAGCUUGAUCAACGUGGAGCUUGGCAGCACUUUUUAGUAACUAAUAUAUUUUAAAAUGUGCGUUUGCCCCCUAUGCGGAGUCUUGCGUUUGUACAGAUGCAUAGUCGUGCUAUUUACCACCGGGGUCUUGCAAGGACCACCUGGGAAAUGAAGUGUGGACCACAAAGAUUAGUUUCUCCAGAUUUAGUAGACAAAUGGGUGCAGAGUUAAGGUAACUUGAAUGGAAAGAAUGGUGUGAGAAAAUGUUCGUCGUUUUUCUUCUGUUUGUAUUUUAUAUGAAGGCACCAAAACGGCUUCAGCCAUUUUUGUAAAUAUUUGCCAUGUAUUUCAAGUGCCCUUAGAUGAGGGUCCCUCUGCUUAGAGGUACUUACACCUAGACUAGAGACUAGACCUCUUGAUCAUGUGACAUGUUGAUAUUAACAAAUGUGGGAUGAAAUGACUGGUUUUUUUCCAAAGGAAAGUGUGAACAAUAAGUUUCCAUGUGACAUUCCAGUCAUUUUUUCAGGCUAGCAGGUGGUCCAUAGCUUGGGAUGUUGAAGAUAUUUUGGGGUAACACACAAUACAGGAAGACAGAAUUAGUAAAGAGCCUAUAAUAUUUUCUACAGAUUUUUUCCUCUUUCCUAGCAGUCCCCAAGCAGUUGCGUAGAGUGAAGUUUUGAGUUACAGAUGUGGUAAGAUUGAAUGAAGUGGAAGUUUGGAAAACAAACAAUACAUCAUUAGAAUUUGGACUUUUGUUUAAUUCUUUUGUGAGCUGCUUGUGCAUUUGAUUGUGAUAUUUGCACCAAUAAUUCUCAGCUGUGAAUUGCACUUGUGUAAAGAUGACUUUUGGGUCCGUGAAAAAUCUUCUAAUGAUACAAUGCUUCUCACUUUACUUGUAGUGAAAAAUUUUUGUUGCUUGUUUUGUAGUAAAAAAAACCUGUGUGAAAUCUUUAAAGAA
This is a messenger RNA of Chelonia mydas (Green sea turtle), 7554 nucleotides long. It is a transcript of the gene PLEKHA2, whose product is annotated as pleckstrin homology domain containing A2. NCBI's taxonomy places the organism in Eukaryota, Metazoa, Chordata, Testudines, Cheloniidae. The record is from RefSeq and is a predicted model, not a curated record. The transcript has 12 exons. The coding region runs from base 524 to 1813 and encodes 429 amino acids. Gene Ontology annotation, molecular function: PDZ domain binding. Gene Ontology annotation, cellular component: cytoplasm; membrane.